AUGAGUCAAUAUUUCUUUCUUAUACUCUCAAUUCUAUUGCUCAACAUUCACAAUAUCCAAGCUGAGGGUCUCAACAGGACAAGAGUGGUGAACGUCGAUGAUUUUCGUGCUAGACGCAAUGGAUCUAUUGAUGAUAAUGAGGCAUUUGUGAAAGCUUGGAAAGAAACCUGUUCGUCUUCUAUUUCAUCUGUCUUUAUGGUUCCUCAGAACAGAGAAUACCUUCUCAAGCCAAUUAAUUUCUCAGGCCCUUGCAAGUCUAAUGUAAAAUUUUUGAUCAAGGGAAGAAUUGAAGCUUCUUUAAAUCCGUCAAAUUGGAAUGAAUACGACCCAAGGCACUGGAUCGUCUUCGAUAAUAUAAAGAAGCUAGUAGUCACAGGUGGAGGGAUCAUCAACGGUAAUGGACGUAUAUGGUGGCAAAAUUCUUGCAAGAAGAAUGAAGCCCUGCCCUGCACAGGUGCACCAACGGCUUUGACCUUUAGUGCAUGCAAACGCUUGAGAGUGGAGAACCUGAGGAUUAAAGAUAGCCAACAGAUGCAUGUAGUAAUAGAGAAAUCGAAAAAGGUUGUAGUCUCGAAACUCUUGAUAAAGGCACCAGAGAAAAGCCCGAACACAGAUGGGAUUCAUGUAACACACUCGGAGAACGUGAUCAUAAGAAAUUGCAAAAUCAGAACAGGUGACGAUUGUGUAUCGAUCGUGUCUGGAUCGAAGAAUAUCGAAGUCAGAAACAUCACUUGUGGUCCGGGUCAUGGCAUCAGCAUUGGAAGUUUAGGGAAAUAUAACACAAAGGCCCAUGUCAGAAAUGUAGUGGUGGACACGGCCAUUUUGAAUGGUACAACAAAUGGAGUUCGGAUCAAGACUUGGCAGGGAGGUCGCGGCUACGCAAAAUCGAUAACCUUUCAGAACAUCAACAUGCACAACGUCAAAAAUCCCGUAAUCAUAACACAAAACUACUGUGACUCCAAGAUUCCAUGCCAUGAACAACAUCGUGCUGUGGCCAUCAGCAAAGUUCUAUUCAAGAACAUCAAGGGGACGAGCGCUUCAAAAGUGUCAGUGAAAUUGGACUGCAGCAAGAGUGUCGGAUGUAAAAAGAUAAUGUUGCAGGAUAUUAAUUUGGUAGGAGAAGAUGGAGAUAGCACAGAAAGUUGCUGCAAAAAUGUUCGGUGGAGUAAAAGAGGGACGGUAGUUCCACCUCUUUGUGUCUGAAGAAUUUGCUGAGAAUAACAGGCUAAGGACACGAAAAAUAUUAGCGGAAAAUGUUAGGUUAUGUUUAUUUAGUAGAAGAGAACAGGAGUUUAGAUGACUCUCUGACAUGAAGAUUCAUCAUGUAUUAUGUAGUGAUCGAUAUUUCGUUACAGUUUUGGAUUAACAAAACCUUGUUUUAUGGUAUCACAGUGGAAUAUU
Molecule: messenger RNA, 1401 nt
Organism: Asparagus officinalis (garden asparagus)
Lineage: Eukaryota; Viridiplantae; Streptophyta; Magnoliopsida; Asparagales; Asparagaceae
Product: polygalacturonase-like
Exons: 9
Coding region: 1-1203 (400 amino acids)
Biological process (GO): pectin catabolic process; anther dehiscence; fruit dehiscence
Molecular function (GO): polygalacturonase activity
Source: RefSeq, a predicted model, not a curated record